AUGCUGCCGCCGCCGCCGCCGCCGCCUCCUCCCGCCGUUCCUCCCACCAGCGCCGCCGCGGCCUAUGCGUCUCUUGCCGCCAUUGCGAGCUCCGUCGAGGGCCUCGCCUCCUUCAACGAGGUGCUCGUCGAGUUCCUCGACGAGUGGCGCGAAUUCCACCUCGACGCCAACUCCAUCGCCGCCGCCCUGCCCCCGCUCGCAGACGACGAUGCCGACCCCGACCCCAAGCCCAGCCCCGUGGGAGAGCUCGGGGCCCUCCUCGGCCACUGGAACCCCGUCCUCCCCGCGGCCGCCGCCGCCGCACCCCCCCUCGCCGACCGCGUAGCGGACGAAUCCAACCCUAGAUUACCCGACCCCGUCGCCGAGCGCCGCCAGCACAGUCCCGUGCCUCAAGACCCCCUCCACCAGCGGGACGAAUCCAUCCCUAAACCCGGCCCGGUGAUCGAGCGCCGCGAGCACAGUCCCCUGCCUGCGCCCCAGCGGCUCACCUCCGCCCCCGCCGUCCCCGCCGCCGCCGCCGACCCCGUCCCCGAGCCCGAGCCGAAACCCGCCCUCCCGGCCGAGGUCGGGCCCGUUCGCGCGCCCAAGCCCGCACCCAAGCCCGGCCCCGGCCGCGAGCGCAGGGCCAGCGAGCAGGAGGCGGAGAUGCUGGGGGGCAUCUGCGAGCAGAUGGGGUCGCGCUCGCUCCGCGGCUUCGUCACCACCCACCUGCGGGACCGCGCCUGGCUGCGCCGCGUGGGCCCGGCCGCGCUGCGCCGCGCCCCGGACCCCGCCGUGCUCGUCAUCCGCGCCGUCAGCCGCAGCUACAUCUGCGCCGAGAGCGAGAACGCCGAGACCGCCUGCGUGCUCCUCCUGGAGCUCUACGUGCGCGCGGGCUGCCCCCGCCGCCCGGAGGGGGAGGGGGAGGCCGAGGUGCGGGCCGAGGCGCGCGUGUCCGCGCUCUCGUGGCGCAGCCGGAUCGUGCGGGAGAAGGGCCGGGUCGCCGACGCCAGCGCCAGGGACGCCCGCGGCCUCAUCCUCCUCAUGGCCGCCUUCGGCGUGCCCCUCGAGUUCCCUCUGCAGGAGCUCUACCAGCUGAUGCUUGCCGGCGGCUGCUUGACCUGGGUCGACGUGCUCAGAUGCUCCCAGCCCUUCAUGAAGAAGCUGCGUGAUGUUGUUGCUGAUAUGCUGAACAGGGGAAGUUAUCGCGAAGCGAUUGGUGUGAUCCUUGCAUUUGACCUGCAGGAGGCGUUCCCGCUCGAUGGCGUACUGUCUUACAUCGUUGACAAGGUUGUGCGCAAUAGGAAGGAGCAAGAGAGCGAGGUGGAGUGUGAUUUGGCGGGAUCGAAAAAACGUGAUGAAGAGGAGUUGCUUCUUUGGAGAUCAAUAUCGAAAUAUGUGGAGGAGCGCACACCAUGUUUUUCAGAAAUGUCUUGUCCCAGUUUGGCUGAGAGGAUUAAGGUGCUAGAAGAACGCGUUGGAAAGCCAAACCAAAACCUUUCUGAGUGA
Triticum turgidum subsp. durum (durum wheat) is the source of this 1488-nucleotide messenger RNA. Lineage: Eukaryota; Viridiplantae; Streptophyta; Magnoliopsida; Poales; Poaceae. The record is from the annotation of a GenBank genome assembly.